UCGAUCAAACAUGGUUAUCAACUCACAAGAAACGCUAACCCAUCCUCUCCUCCUCCUCCUCCUCCCAUUCAUCUUCCUCGUUGUCACCGUCUACCGCCGCCGCAAACCAGCCCUCAACCUCCCCCCCGGCCCUCCCCCUCACCCCAUCUUCGGCAACCUCCACGACCUCGGCGAAAACCCCCACAUCACCUUCUACCACCUCUCCAAAAAAUACGGCCCCCUCAUUCACGUCAACAUCGGCCAAAUCCGCACCAUGUUCGUCUGUGACGCCGACACCGCCUCGCAAAUCCUGAAAGCCCAAGAUCAAAUUUUUUGCAGCCGUGCCCAACUGACUUCCCCCAAACGCUUCACCUAUGGCGGCAAAGACAUCGGUUUCUGCCCCUACAACGAUCACUGGAAACAACUCCGGCGGCUCUGUAACACUGAAGUCUUCAGCGUCGGCAGAGUUCAGUCUUUCCACUCCUUUCGCAGAGAAGAAGUCGACGCGCUCGUCAAUACAAUAUCAAAAACUUCCGCUCGUGGGGAUACAGUGAAUGUUAGCCAAAUGGCAUUUUACUACAUCAACAAUCUUAUUUUUCGAGAGGUGUUUGGGAAGAGGCUUUCGCCUGACGGAGAGUGUGGUUGGAGUCCGCUUCAGGGCCUUGUUAGCGAGGUGGCUGCUGCGAUGGGUCAGCUUGGAAAUGCAGAUUUGUUUCCCUGGCUUGGGUGGCUUGAUUUGCUCACUGGGUGGCGGGCGAAGCUUGAUAAGAUUUAUGAAAAGAUGAAUUUGAUGUAUGAGGAGAAUAUAAGGGAGCACUUGGCCCGAAUAAGUGAAGGAAAGGGUGAUUCUGAAAAUUUACUAGAUGUUCUUCUUCAUCUUUAUGCUAAGGAAGGUUCUUCUCUCACUAUGGAUCAAAUCAAAGGUCUUCUCACGAAUAUGUUUACAGCAGGAAUAGAUACAUCCUCAGUAACCAUAGAAAUGGCGAUGACACAACUAAUAAAGAACCCAGAGGCUCUAAAAAAGGUGCAAGAGGAGGUUCGACGAGUUGUCGGCGAUAAAGGAACGGUGGAAGAGAGCGACAUACAACAUCUCCCUUACCUCAAGCAAGUAAUAAAGGAGACACUGAGGCUUAGUCCGCCUGGCCCAUUGCUACCACCACGAGCGAGCAUGAAAGAUGCCAAGGUUAAUGGCUAUGAUAUUCCAGCAAAGACUAUGAUAUAUGUUGAUGCAUAUUCUAUUGGGAGGGAUCCCAAGUACUGGGAAGAUCCUGAGAUUUUUCGGCCAGAGAGAUUUGAGAAUAGCUCUAUUAAUUUCAAAGGGAACAACUCAGCGUUCAUACCAUUUGGAGCUGGAAGAAGAAUUUGCCCGGGAAUAACACUUUCCAUGGCAAAUGUUGAGCUUGCUUUGUCAAAUAUGCUCUAUAGGUUCAAUUGGACAUUGCUCGAUGGAAUGACCAAAGAAGAUAUUGACAUGAGGCCCAAACCUGGGUUGAUUACUCCUAAACUAAUACCACUUGUUCUGGUGGCAACACCUGCUUUUACCAAGUGAUAGAGUUUAUCAAAUACUAAUUAUUCUAUGUUACAAUAAUUUGAUCCAAGACAUCCACAUCCAAAUAAGAAAAAAAAAAUCAGCUGCUAUCAAUGCACAUGUAAUAUGAUAUAUGAAAAAUAAAUUCUCAUUAUAUUUUGCAUAUAUCAUGAG
Molecule: messenger RNA, 1681 nt
Organism: Dendrobium catenatum
Lineage: Eukaryota; Viridiplantae; Streptophyta; Magnoliopsida; Asparagales; Orchidaceae
Product: cytochrome P450 71A1-like
Exons: 2
Coding region: 11-1528 (505 amino acids)
Molecular function (GO): iron ion binding; oxidoreductase activity, acting on paired donors, with incorporation or reduction of molecular oxygen; heme binding
Source: RefSeq, a predicted model, not a curated record